Messenger RNA from Coffea arabica (coffee), 2716 nucleotides. NCBI's taxonomy places the organism in Eukaryota, Viridiplantae, Streptophyta, Magnoliopsida, Gentianales, Rubiaceae. The record is from RefSeq and is a predicted model, not a curated record.
CGUGAUCAGCUCAAAGGAAGCUACAGAGAAAUUGCGUUUUGAGAAAUUGGCGUUUCUCGCAUGUUCUCCCAUGGCAAAGGAAUUGCUGAUGCAUUUUUGCUGAAUCAGCGUAGUGACGUCCUUGUCUUGAUCACUUCAGCCAGUCUUUAUUUAUUUCUUGUAGUUUAAAUAUUUCCAUCAUGGUCUGACACGACAUUCACUGUAUCUCCAUUAUCGCCCCAUGAGCCAAUGAUUCUACUAUUUCAGAACGACAUCAUGCAACAAUUAUGAAACUCUGGCACCAUAGUUACCUCAUUGCGUGAUUAGCGAAGAAUAGUCUUCUUUGUUUUAUUAGGUGGAGGUGGGGUUGAACUAGAUGGUAAGUAAGGUGAGAGGGAUUAUAAGUAAGAGGUUUUUGAUUCAAGACUUCUCACUUAUUACAAAAAAAGAAAAGUUCUUUGUUUUAUUGUAUUCUUAAUUGUAGAUAAACCAUUUUGAGCUCCACAACUGACGAUAUAUAUGAAGUGUCUGAUCCGGCGUUAUCAUCAGAUCAUGCGUGCAUUUUCGAAGUAGAGGUCAGCCAUCAUCUUUCUGAUAAUGGAAGCCAUGGUCGUCUGCUCAGCAAACUAGGCCAUGCGUGCAUUUUCGAAGUAGAGGUCAGCCAUCAUCUUUCUGAUAAUGGAAGGUAUGGUCGUCUGCUCAGCAAACUAUGUACCUCUCACUCCCAUUAGCUUCCUAGAGCGUGCAGCAUUUGUUUAUGGACAAAGGGUCUCCAUGGUUUUUGGAGAUACACGGUAUUUGUGGAAGGAGACGCAUGAAAGAUGCAUCAGGCUGGCUUCUGCUCUUUCUCAGCUGGGAAUUACCCGCGGCGACAUUGUUGCAGCUGUGGCGCCCAAUAUACCAGAACUUUAUGAGCUGCAAUUUGGAGUUCCAAUGACCGGUGCUGUCCUUUGUGCCCUUAACCCAAAGUUGAAUGCAACGACUUUAGCCGUCAAACUGCAGCAGCUGGAAGCCAAAGCAAUUUUUGUGGAUUAUGAGUUUACUAAAGUCGUCCUGGAAGCGCUUGGGUCAUUAUCUCAGACUAAAAACAAUUCUCCGGUCCUAAUCUUAAUCCAAGAAAACCAUACAAAUGCUUUCUCAGCCAUUCCAAUUAACUUUCGACUGGAUUAUCAUGCACUUCUUGCAACGGGGAAACUGGAUUUCGAUAUCAGCUAUCCUAAAUCCGAAUGCGACCCAAUCUCAAUAUGUUAUACUUCUGGCUCCACAGGCAAACCAAAAGGAGUGAUCUACAGCCACAGAGCUGCCUAUCUAAAUUCACUUGGAGAAAUUUUUAGAAUAGGCAUGCGACAAAAGCCCGUGUUUCUUUGGACAGUAGACAUGUUCCGAUGCAACGGUUGGUGUUUCCCCUGGACGAUGGCCGCAUUGGGAGGCACUAAUAUAUGUCUGAGGGAUGUAACGGGGACAGCCAUUUUAAAUUCCAUUUUUCUUCACGAUGUCACCCUAUUUUGCGGUCCACCAAUCCUCUUAAGCAAGAUUGCUGAAACGCUAGCAGUUGAUCCGCAACCGUUGCCUCAGAAGGUGGAUGUUAUUGUUGCAGGCGCAGGAGCAUUGCCCGAACCCCAAAUUCAAACCAAACUUAGUGAAUUAGGUUUCAAUAUUACUUGUGCAUAUGGGAUGACUGAAGCUCUUGGUCCAGUAACGUCGAGAACAAUUAGAAGAUCCUGUCACGACGAAACGUCGCAGCUAGAUCAUGAAGAUGCUAGAACAAGAAUUCGCGAAGGAACGCACAGCCUAAUAAUUGAGGGAGCCGAUGUAAAACAUCCUACAACCAUGGAAAGUGUUCCAGCUGAUGGGAAAACUGUUGGACAAAUAAUGUUUAGGAGCAAUACAUUAAUGUCGGGGUACUUGAAAAAUGCUCAGGCAACUGAGGAAGCCUUUCAGGGAGGAUGGUAUAGGACGAAGGACCUUGGAGUGAAGCAUCCUGAUGGUUAUAUACAAAUGAAGGAUCGGGCCAUCGAUGUGAUCAACUGUGGGGGUGAGAUUGUAAGUUCUUUAGAAAUUGAAGACGUGAUAAUUAGGCACCCUAUGGUUUCAGAGGUUGCAGUUGUUGGAAGGCCUGAUGAAUUACUUGGGGAGACACCUUGUGCUUUUGUGAAGUUGAAAGACGGGUGUUGUAUUGUUGAGGAAGAGAUUAUGGAUAUUUGUGCUAGUCAUUUGCCUGAGCAUAUGAGGCCUAAGAGUGUUUUCUUUGGGGAGUUGCCCGGAAAUUCCACUGGCGAUAACGGUUGUAUAAUCUAAUCUAUGCUACACUAAGUGGGAGGGGGCGGACCUAAGGAGGCUCAAGAAUAACUUGAAGGGGACUGAACCAUCACCAGACCAAAUGGGUGCACAACACAUUCAGCUGAAUUGCACAACACACCCGCCCUGAAAUAAAUUGAUCUCAUGAGUGACGUUUCUCGACCAUGGACAUGGAGCCCCAUCUAUCUGGAACAACUGUAUUUGGUGGGCUCAAGUUUGAGAAUGGUUGAUGGUGCAUUUAAAAAAAAGAAAAAGAAAAAAGAAUUCAUAUCAAACAAUUUGUGCAAAUUAAUGAUUAUGAUUCUAAGAACGCAUGUUUGUCUACCAUUAGGUUGGUAAUCCUAAAUGAAGCUGUUGAUUAUACAAAUCAUAAUAUAUUUGAAUUUUGGGACAAAUAAAUGCAAUGGAGCAUUUGGUUGACCCUUUAGCGUUCCUGUCA